Nomia melanderi (Alkali bee) is the source of this 7726-nucleotide messenger RNA. It is a transcript of the gene ash1, whose product is annotated as histone-lysine N-methyltransferase ash1. Gene Ontology annotation, biological process: regulation of DNA-templated transcription. Gene Ontology annotation, cellular component: nucleus; nucleoplasm. Gene Ontology annotation, molecular function: protein binding; DNA binding; histone H3K4 methyltransferase activity. Lineage: Eukaryota; Metazoa; Arthropoda; Insecta; Hymenoptera; Halictidae. The record is from RefSeq and is a predicted model, not a curated record.
UUGUCCGCGUUACGAACCUACUUCUCGUUUCACCACUCUUCACCACGCUUUAGGCGCUCGCUUCGACGAUAACGUGCUUGCCUUUUAUUUUUUUCAUUUCUACGAUCUGGAACCUUUCCCCCCCUUGCCUAUCUCUUUCUCACUCUCUCUCUCUCUGUCUCUCUCUAAUACACACUGUCUCUCUCACGGUCUCUCUCUUUCCCUCUCUUUCGUUUACUCCCUGUUCUCCCCCUUCAUUCGGUCGUUUCCUCUCGUAGACUCUCUUUCUCACACUCGCUGUUCCUUGUAUUCCUUUUUCGCGUUCUAUUUCUCUCUCUUUCUCUUUCUGGCUCGCGCUCUCGUUCUCUCCUUCUCCGUUCCUCCCUCUUUUUCCCCCAUUAUGUGUUACUCUCGAGAGAUCUCUGUGCGCUUCAUCGACGAUGUAAACAGAGCGAUAGCUUUUGGAUAAAAUUCGUUCAUCUCUCGGUCCGUUUGAUGUGUCGUUUGCGCGUGUAUCCGUGUUACGUUACCGUUGCCAUUGUCGCUACCGUUGUGCAUACACAAAAGUGACGCGCGUGUACCCGAAAUACGCGCGCAUCGACGUACAACGACGCGUAACGUAUCCUCGAUGACGGUUCCAUCGACUGCCGGGAAUGAUCUUCGUAGCUGUGUAAUUAUGUAUAAAGUGUAAUCACACUUACAAGGAUCGUUGGAUAUGAACAAGCUGGCAAUCAUGGGAGUUUCACCGACACGUAUAAAGUUUAAUUAUUGUAUGCAUUAAGAGGGACAUGGUUUAUAAGAGUACAAACGAAGUCGACCAACGAAAAAAAUCAUAAGGAAUGGUAUUCUAUUGGAUUCUAUUGGAUGUUAGAUAAGCCAAAAAAUGUCCGGUGAUUCAGGAUGGAGCGCUGUUAUUCACCAUCCUUCGGAGUUAGAACUACAGAACUGGAAUUGGGAAGAAAACGAUGGGGAGCAGGAAAGAGAACUUCCUUCAACCGUUGACAUGGAUGCCAUAAAAGGUGGAGGUAGUUGGGAUCCAACCACUGAACCUAAUGGAACACAUUCUGUCGAUUCCGAAGAAGAUUCAGAUUCCGAAGACGAAAGUUCUGGUGGUACAGAAGGCAGUUGCUCUUAUUCGGAUUCGAAUUCGGACUCAGACGACGAAAGCAGCGGUGACGAAGAAGAGGAAGAUACAGGUUCAAAUUCGGAUUGCACGUCUGAGCACAGCGAACAAACGUUCUCCAUUCAAGAAACCAAUUUCGAAUCGGGAGCGCUUAAACUAAAGAUCACUAUGAAAGGUCCGAAAAAAGAAGAUUUGGAAAAAACCCGCUGCGAGAAGACCAGAAGAAAUUUAACAAAAAAGAUUAAAGCAAAUUGCGAGGCAAAGUCGUCGGAAUGCAGCAGCGACGAUUCAGAUUCGUCGGAAAGUCGCCUACCGUCGUCCGAUUCACAGCAACAACAACAACAACAACCGCAACAGCAACAACAAGUACAACAACAGGAACAACAACAGCAGCUGCAGCAGCAGCAACCACAGCAACAACAACAGCAGCAGCAACAACAGCAACAACAACCACAGCAACAACAACCGCAACAACAACAACAUCCGCCGCUUCAAGAAAUAAAUCAGGAGGAUUUAGCGGCUAUUUUACCGGACCAAGAGCAUGAAGAUGCUCCAUUUGAUGGUUUCGAGGAUUCGGAAAGCGGUCGACUGGUAUCGAAAGCUAUAGAACGUAUGUCGCUCGGAGCUGAUUCGGACACAAGUGAGAAUGGUGAUCAAAAUCCUGUACCUGUGUAUAGUUCCACUUUGUUGCAACAGUUCGUCGAGAAAACAGCUUUGUUAUCGGAACCACGGAAGAGACGGAGCAAAGCGAGCAAAAAAUUAAACGAUCCAGAGUAUCCUUGCGCUUCGAACGUCUCUCCGGAUUCGGGGAUACAGUCGGUGGAUAACAGUCCGCUGCACUUGGCGAUUAGCCCCGUGAGUCCGCCAGCUCCGACGCAAUCGCCGAUCCAAACUGUCGUCCCGAAACCGGCGGUGAACGUGGAUCGAGUUCUAUACCCGCCGAAGCGUAAACCUGGCAGGCCCGCGAAAACGGUGUCCACACAACCGCGCGGUCCAGGUAGGCCGAGGCUGAAGCCAGAAAUCGUAGAGAAGAUCGAGAAGAUAGAAAAGGCGGAAAAGAUCGAGAAGAACGAGAAGAAGGAUGCGACGUCUGCGCCGCAGCAAAAGACUUCGAAAGAAGAGCCGAACAAAAGAGGCAAAUCGAAGUCGGCCCAGCAUAAAACUGGUGCGAGCCGAGAGGAGAAGGAAGAAGAAGGUGACACGACGAAGAAAUUAAAGGAGAAGCCAAUUUGCCAGAAGAAACGUAGUUGUAAUGUUUCGAAACAAUUCUCGCAGGGGAGGCUAAGCGGGAAACGAAACAACGCGGGUUCUCCCUCACGCGUUAAGUGCCUAAGUAGAACUGUUACGAGUAAGUAUGGGAAGGAUGCGAGUCAGUGCGACGGGAGAAUGUGCAAGAAAAUGAGGAAAGACAAGCCGAGCGUGAACAACAAGUCCGCGACGCCGUUGCGCCGGCAGAAGCAGUCGUCUUGCGAGAGGAUGGCGUCCGACAGGAAGCCGAUCAAUUCCGGCAGAAGGAGUUUGAAAGAGAACAGAAGCAACUCUGCCCCGUCGUCGAAGAGGCAGGGUUUGUUGAAGAAGAACGUCGCGCCGGUAACACGACGCGUCUUGAAAGAGAACAAAAACAGCAAAAGGACGUCGACCACGUUCGAAACAAACGGCGUCGGUGUGCAGACCCUGAUCUCAUUGCCGGUUGGCCAGGUACUGAAAUCGGAGAAGGUCGAGCGACCCAGCAACAAAUGCGACAAAGCUACACAGCCUAUACACAAUCAUUGUCACAAACAUCACCAUCAUCACAAGCACCGACGGCGGUUGCCGUUGAACCCCCCGAAGAAUCCGAUCCGGAUCGAUCCGUGCAUCAUUCAAGAGCUGGAGAAACUGAUCGAGGAGUUCUCCAGAUCCUGCAGCCUGGGUCGGAACAACGCGAGUGUCGGUUAUUCCGAGUUACCGCAGAUUUUCCGCGUGAAAAAGCUAACGAAGAAGAGGAAAGGCGACAUCGCGUCGAGCGACGAUCAGAAGUUGAAGAGACGCUCGAAGAAGGAGAAGGUGUUGCCAAUCGACUCGAAGAGCGGCGUGAACGCGACCGCGAACUCGAACCCGAACGAGCAGAGGCUGCCGUUGAAGAAGAGGCACUACCAUGUCUCCAGCCCGCAUAGUUCUCAAAGCUCGAACUCGAGUUCCAGCGAUCCCACCGCGAACGAGAGCAACUGUACCGAGAGCCACAUAGAAGAGGCCAUCGAAGCCACGAUCACGAGAUACGGGGGCGGAAGUUCCGCUUCUUCCUCCCAAGAAGACGCUGUACCUGUUACGCCCAAGAAGAGGCACAGAGACACGGAAAACUCGAGUCCAGAGAAAUCGGUGGCAGCCUCGUCCGAGUCCCCGGAUGAAAAGCCGCUGAGUCAAGCGGACGUGCAGCCGCGUCGGAAGAAGAAGAUAGUCAAAGAUCUUAGGGUCACGGUAACGAAACUUCCCGUCGAGAGCAGUCACAUGGAGAGAGCCGAGAAACCUGAGAAAAUUGACGGGAAGCCGGAGAAAUCUUCGGAGAAGUGCGCGAACGACAAGAGCUCGAAAGCACACGGUACCGACAAAGGCUGCAGUAAGGAGAAGAUGAUCGCCGAGAAAUUGAUCAAGUCCGAUAGAAAUCAAGACAAGCUCGACAAGAACGACCAUUCAUCGGAACACGUUCGCCUCGAGAAGAAUAUAAAGACCGACGCGGCGGAAUUUCACGCGACCGAGAGUUACGAGGAGAGCGAGACCGCUAGCGAGAGCAAACCGCCGCGAGACAACGUUGCCCCAAACCUCGCGAACCCCUUGAACUCCGCCGCGGCGUUGGUCCUCACGAAGAAGAAGAUGAGGCGGCGCAAGGCGAUCAAUCGUACCGGUUUCCCGACCUUGAAGAAGAAAAAGAAAAAGAAAAGAUCGUUGAGCACCAGCGAGGCGUCGACCAGCACAACGGCGAAGGCCGCUUUGACCAGCGACGACAACGCAGAACUGGACGCGGAUCUCGACGGCGAUCAGAAUUCGUCUAAGGAAGGGCUGGAGGACGCCAUCGAGGAGAGCAAGCCGAGCGUGUUGAGCCCGGACAUACAGGAGACGAUCUCGUCGAACGAACAGCUCAACAGGCACGCGAAUGAUCUUGGGAACGACGGGAACGACGGGAACGACGAGCAAGAGACGCAUGCGCCGGCGAAGCUCGGCAGCGGUUUGAAUCUGGAGGACUCAGACUCGACGAAACAGGAGAACUCGUUCGGGCACGCUUGCGCGAACGAGGUCACCGAGUCUCGCGCCGGUCAGCUGAGAGUUCGGAAGGAUCUCGUGGAAACGGAGAGCGACGAGAAUGCCGCGCAGAAGUUCUGUCCCGUCAAGUUCGAGAAGAUUCAAGACCCAAGAACCUACGACGAGAACGCGCCACUGGAGGAGUCCCUCGGGAGGUACGAGACGGCUCAACAGCAGCGAUGCGUCGUGGAUGCGAUAGAAGAAAACACGAAGCAUCUCCCUGAACGGUCGACGUCUCAGGCGAACAUCAAGACCGAGCAUUCUGCUCCGUUGAACGGAAACAGUCAGAAGAAGCGGCGCGGUUCUUCGAGCCCCUGCACCCUCGCGCCGAGGAACAUGAAGCGGUUGCGUAGCUCCGGUUACGACACGGAAAACGACAAUUCGUCUAACAACAACGUUCUCGUGCGCGGUGAUUCCGAGGGCGGCAAACACUCGAGCGCGACGCACACGCGGAAGAAGCAGUCCAGAUGGAAGAAGCGUUAUUUGCAAGGCGGCGUGCUGCAGGAUUACGGGGGUAAAGAUUGCGAGUCGAAGACGCGAAGCGGCGGCACCGGCAGCAGCGGCGUCGACACCAUCGGGAAGAGCAAAAUCACUGGCGAGACGAACGACUCCGCGUCUGCCGUCCUCUUGUCGGCUUCGUAUCAAUGCGGCAAAUUUCUGCGACAAAGGAAGAUGUCGUUUCAGUUGCCGUACGAUCUGUGGUGGCUUCACACGCAGUCUAGGUUACCUAGCAGGGAAUCGGUACCGUCGUGGAACUACAAGAAAAUUCGCAUGAACGUUUAUUACGACGUGAAACCGACUACGCUGUACGAGUCCCAAGCGUGCGAGUGCAAACCGGAGAGCGGCUGCGGCGACGAUUGCAUCAAUCGCAUGGUGUUGAGCGAAUGUUCCCCGCAGCUCUGCCCCUGCGGGGACAAGUGCGCGAAUCAGAAGAUUCAGAAGCACGAGUGGUCGCCGGGCUUGCAGAAGUUCAUGACAGAAGAUAAAGGCUGGGGCGUGAGAACUCAGCAAGCCAUUAAGUCCGGUGUUUUUAUUCUCGAGUAUGUAGGGGAGGUCGUGUCCGAGAGGGAGUUUAAAUCUAGAAUGGCGACCAGGUACGCGAACGAUACGCACCACUAUUGUCUACACCUGGAUGGAGGUUUGGUGAUUGAUGGUCAUCGUAUGGGAGGCGAUGGACGCUUCGUGAAUCACUCUUGCGAACCUAACUGCGAGAUGCAGAAGUGGAGUGUCAACGGACACCCGCGUAUGGCGUUGUUCGCCUCGAGAGACAUCAAGCCGGGAGAAGAGUUAACGUACGACUACAAUUUCGCUCUGUUCAAUCCGUCGGAAGGACAGGAAUGUAGAUGCGGUAGCAGCGCUUGCAGGGGUGUGAUAGGUGGAAAGAGUCAAAGGGUACCGAAGACUGUCGUUCCCGUUCCGUCUCAAUUGGAACCGACGGAGAGACGGUCGGUUGGCAGACCGAGGAAGAACGUGCGGAAGUCGAACGCGGUUCAGUCUGUCAACUCUAAAGGCAUCUGCAAGUCUCGCAAAGUGGGCGACCCGAGCCUGCUCCAUGCUCCCGCGUUGAAACCGAUGUCUCAUCAGCAACGAUGCUUCGCGCAGCAACAUCAUUGUUUCCUGCUGAGGAACCUGGAGAAGGUGAGGAGGGUGAAAUCGUCGGUGAACCAAGUACAAAUGCAGAACGGCAAAACGAAAUUCGGGAACGCAAGUACCUUCAAAGAGAAGAGCCCCGGCGACGCUAAGAUCCAGUCGGACGCGUUCUUCUCGCAACUAACUGCUUUGACCAAUACCAACACCCGGACGGUACGGACACGGAGACUGGCGCAGGCGCAAGACGACCCUGAGGUGCAUAAAACCGCGAAACUGGCAAAGGUGUUGAAAGAUUUGUACAGUGUUGUGGCGACGGCUAACGACGAGAACGGACAGCUGCUGUGCUCGCCGUUCGUGGCGUUACCCUCGAAAAGAAAAUUGCCCGAUUAUUAUGAGAAGAUAUCGGAUCCUAUUGACUUGAGCACGAUCGACCAAUGUAUUGGGACGGGUCAUUAUAAAACUGCUGAGCAUUUCGAUCACGACAUGAUCAGACUCUUCGACAAUAACGUCCGAUUUUUCGGGAGAACCUCGGAGCUAGGAAUCGCCGCGGCCAGGCUCAGGAAAUUGUACCUUGGAAGUAAACCUGACUUCGUAAACGCGAUUACAGAGGCGAUAGGGUGUCCUCCGUCUCAAGGUUUCUUGCCUCCCAGAGGGUCUACUGCUGGAGAGGAAGACGUUAUUAGAUGUAUAUGUGGGUUACAUAGGGAUGAGGGUUUGAUGAUUCAGUGCGAACGAUGUCUGGUUUGGCAGCAUUGCGACUGCGUUAAAGCUGAUACUAGCAUCGAGUCGUACCUGUGCGAGAGAUGUCAACCGCGUCCUGUCGAUUUAGAGAUACCGUUGGAAGGGGACGAGGAAGAGGAGGGGAAGAAACACUACGUUACUUUGAUGCGCGGCGAUUUACAGCUGAGGCAGGGAGAUACGGUGUACGUGUUACGAGACACUCCGGAGAAGCAUACAUAUAAAACCAUUCAGAAACCUGAUUACGAACAAAUGGAUAUCUUCAGAAUCGAGAGACUUUGGAAGAACACGGAGGGGGAAAGAUUCGUGUUCGGUCAUCACUAUUUAAGACCUCAUGAAACCUAUCACGAGCCCACGCGGAAGUUCUACGAAAACGAGGUCGUCUGCGCUCCUCUCUACGAAGCAGUACCGUGCGAUUUGGUCGCCGAACGCUGUUGGGUUCUCGAUCCUCAUACUUAUUGCAAAGGACGGCCAGUUGGAUCCACUCCGGAACAUACAUACGUGUGCGAGUAUCGCGUCGACCGCGCUGCUCGAUUGUUCACCAAGGUUGCCAGAGCCAGGCAUCAGGUCUGCACGAAACCGUACGCUUUCGAAACGUUCCCGCAACGCAUUAAACAUUACCGAACGUAUUUGCCCCACAGUCUUGAAGGGAUACAGGUCGGCGGUAAGAUGAAUAAAGAUAAGAAAAAGAUGGGCAAUCAAGAUCUCGAGUCUACUCAAAAGACGGAAUCGAGCGACAGCUCCAAAACACAGAGCAAGGAUCAACAGAAAUCUUCUACGAGUAAGGGUAGGCGACGAUCGAAUGAGAUCUUGACUAUCCCUACACCGGCGACAUCGUAUGCCCAGAGAGAAGAGCAGAGGCGGAGAUUAAAUAAUAUCCUAAUCGGUUUACUGCAAAAGAUGCCGAACAGAAAGGACCCGUUGGAUUUAUCGUUCUUGUUGGAGAGGAACAGACGAAACCGGAAAAGGCCUGGCGGAUUAAAUCCGUGACAUUGGAUUAUACAGCAACGAUAAUGCGGCAUU